Molecule: messenger RNA, 623 nt
Organism: Silurus meridionalis
Lineage: Eukaryota; Metazoa; Chordata; Actinopteri; Siluriformes; Siluridae
Product: interleukin-8-like
Exons: 4
Coding region: 127-411 (94 amino acids)
Biological process (GO): chemokine-mediated signaling pathway; neutrophil chemotaxis; inflammatory response
Cellular component (GO): extracellular region
Molecular function (GO): chemokine activity; CXCR chemokine receptor binding
Source: RefSeq, a predicted model, not a curated record
UAGAAGAGCAGUGAUGUCACAAUCCCUUGUUUAUAAGAGCUAUAAAAGGGCCUUAAGCUCUGCUUCUUAGCUAAGGACUCCUCAAGCACAAGUGGUCUCCUUUCUUUAUUUUAUUUAAAGUUAAAAAUGAGCACCUCAGUUCUAGCACUCACUUUUUUUGUGUGUGCUCUCUUGGCACUGACAAAAGCAGGACUUCCACCGCCACAACACAGGUGCCGGUGUACAGAAACAGUGUCCAAGGAAAUCUCUGUUCAUAGAAUUAUGAAGCUGGAGAUUUUUCCACCUGGUGCUCACUGCAAAGAUACAGAAGUAAUUGCUACAGUGAAAUUCCGGAAGGAAAUGAUGUUGUGCCUCAACCCAAAUGAAAAAUGGGUUCAAAUGAUCAUUAAAAGAAGGAACCUAAACUCAUAGAAUGCUACUGCAAUGAAGACGGUUGAAGGAGAGGAAGAUAAAGAAGAUUUGUGGAAGCAAAAAUAUCUUGCAAUAUUUGUCUAUUUUUCGCUCAUUGUAUGAGUAUUUAUUAGAAGUAUUUUUAAUAUAUGAUCUGUAUAAAAAAAAAAAAAAGAAAAACAGAUUUCUAUUUUUAAAUGCAGCAAUUGUUUUACAUUUCACCAAUUCUUCUA